AUGUUCCAAUCAACAUACACCACGCAUCAAUCUUACGAGAUUCCUUUUCUGCUGCUCCGCCGCGCUGCACUCGAGCGGCUGGCGGAAGAGACGAAGCGACUGGCGACCAACUCGCAACGGCUGGCUGAGUUCAACGCCGACCUCAGCAUGACGUCGGCCCAGUCUCGGGCUUCGCUGCGCAACCUGCACGACAUCCACCGCGCGCCCAAGUAG
This is a messenger RNA of Acanthamoeba castellanii str. Neff, 213 nucleotides long. RefSeq lists its product as uncharacterized. Bases 1 to 213 code for a protein of 70 amino acids. The record is from RefSeq and is a predicted model, not a curated record. Lineage: Eukaryota; Discosea; Longamoebia; Acanthamoebidae. The transcript has 2 exons.